CAGCGGCAGGAGCCGGCGGCUGCUGCGGAGGAUGCGAACUUUGCGCUGGCUGCUGCUCCCGCUGGUUACGGGAAUCCACCCAGAAUGCAAAAUAUUCCAGCAGGUGGUCAAAGAGGAGGCUCUCUGCUUGGAACACAAUGAAUCUGCCUCACCUGAUCUUAAAGGAUGUGCCAGAGAUUGGGAUGGUUUAACCUGCUGGCCCAGAGCCACUUUUGGGGAAGUGGUUAAAAUUCCCUGCCCACGAUUUUUUGAAGAAUUCACCAGUACACACGGUUUUCUUCAGAGGAACUGUACACAGGAGGAAUAUUGGUCAGAGCCAUUCCCACCAUACACCAUUGCCUGUGGCUUUGAUGAAGGUUCCAGUAAAGGACCUGAGGAUCAGAAAUCCUAUUAUUCUGCAUUUUGGCGUGUCUACACUGCUGGCUAUGCAGCAUCCGUGACUUCACUCAUUACAGCUCUAAUUGUCUUUGCUGCCUUCAGAAAAUUCCACUGCACACGGAAUUACAUCCACAUGCACCUGUUUGUCUCCUUUAUCUUGAGAGCAGUUGCUGUUUUCACCAAAGAUGCUGUUUUGUUUGCAGAUGAAACUAUGGACCACUGCCUCAUGUCAACGGUUGCUUGUAAGGCUGCUGUGGCCUUCUUUCAGUUCAGUAUUUUAGCCAAUUUCUUCUGGCUUCUCAUAGAAGGGAUCUACCUGCAAACCCUGCUGCUGCUGACCUUUGUUUCCAACAAGAAGUUUGUGUGGUGGUUCAUAUUUACUGGCUGGGGAGCUCCCACUGCUGUGAUGUUUGCUUGGGUCCUCACACGAAUCCAUCAACAGAACACUGGAUGUUGGGACGAUGAUGAAAAUGGAGUGGUGUUAUGGAUCAUCAAAGGCCCAAUCCUGCUGACUGUAUUAAUUAACUUUAUUAUAUUCAUUAAUGUGAUCAGGAUUCUAGUCCAUAAAUUGAAAUCCCAGGAGGGAGGAGGGAGCCAUUCAAGCCACUUUGUGAGACUUGCAAAGUCCACAUUACUUUUGAUCCCCCUCUUUGGGGUGCACUACAUUGUGUUUGCAUUUUUCCCAGAGAGCACGGGUCUGGAGGCUCGGCUUUACAUCGAGCUGGGCCUGGGCUCAUUUCAGGGUUUUGUUGUUGCUCUCCUAUAUUGCUUCUCAAAUGCAGAGGUUCAAACUGAGCUGAAGAAACAACUGUGCAAGUGGCAGUACCAGGAGUACCUGACCUUCACCCACAAGCAGGGGGCUUUGUCCAGGGAAACCAGCCCAGUCAACUACGUCACUCAGCUCUCCCUGCUGGACAAAAUCAGCCCCAAAAGGAGAACCUCUGUGCUCCAGGAUGGUGUCACCACUGUCUGAGGGGCUCCAGCAGGACCAGCUGCUGUCACACUGCAAUGUUCCACCCAUGAGGUGGCCAGCUGGGUCCUUCAUGGCUUUCCAUAGUGUUAGGAGCUAUCACCCCUAAUAAAUGAAGGGAUGGGACUAAGAACAUUAUUUUUGGGCUAAGAAUACUUUAUUGCUCAGAUGAACAUCAGUCUCAGAGGCUGUGAGAUUUUAGAGGAGCAAGCAGUUGGCCAUAGUUCAAAGUAGUCACAAGUUUUUUGUUACAAGACAAUACAGAACUUCCUAAUCCAAUAGACAGUUGUUAGAAGGUUUAUUUUGCUUUUCUGACCUAUCACCUUUACUUAAUUUUGCUGCACUACAGAUACUUUCAUCCAAUGGGCUUCUGUCACACUUGCAAACAUCAGCUUCUAUUACAACCUCUAAACUCUUAGUUUAUCCUAUACCACCACAGUCCUACAUUAUAAACCCUUCAAUCUUACCAAUACAGUUUUUUACUUGCUUAAGGCAUAUUCUUAUUUACAACUACAGAAACAUAAGUUUAUGAUUUUUCUACUUAAUGUCUCCGUACUUAUUUUUACAUCAAUCCAAGCUCCUUCCAAGGAUGCAGAUUAAACCCUUCUGGCUCUGUGGAAGUUUCUAUCUUUCUGUUUCCCACAAGGAGCCUCCUGUAAAUUCCAUGUCCUGAAAAGGAUCUGCUUUUCUCACCUGGCACAGAUCUGCAUCACAACCCUGUCUCUCUUUCUCCUAAAGCAUAAAACACCUUUGUUUUGUUGUGAAAAGCCAGACUUUGAGCUAGAGUGAAUUGACAGAUUAGCCAAAAAAAAAAACCCAACAAAAACCAACAACUAAAAAACCCAAACCCAAAAAAAAAAACAACAAAAACAAAUCAAACAAAACAAAAAAAAAAACAAUAAAAAACAACCAAAAGAACCCCAAACAAACAAAAAAAACCCCUCCAAAAGAUUAACUCCUCCCAGGCCCAGAAUGUUUGUCCUAUCUUUGUUAGCAUUUCGCAAAAUUUCCAGUUUCCAAGCCCACGAUUCCUAGCCAUCAUUUGAAAGGGUUACUUGCUGGCCAUGCCUUGCUGUAAUGAUUUCUGAUGUUUUACUACUGGUUUUGAGAUGUCUUCAGAUGAUCUAAUGGAAAUUAAGCACAGAAACCUGAAAAGCACUUACCUAUAGAACAGUAAUCUGCUUUAAAAGGAAACUCAAAGGGUCUUCAGUGACACAAAAAACUGACACAAAACACCUGCUUGAUUUGUUUUUUUCUUCUAAGCCUGUUGAACAGAGAUUAAAUUAGGCCAGAAGAUCCCAAACCUUUUCUUGUCCAAAGAAAAAUAUGGAGCAGCCAAAUCCUAGGGAGAAGAUGUGGUAAGGAAUAAAUCAAAGCAAACCCAAUGCCAGGUGCCAGCUGGGCUACCUUGUGCUCAGAAUGACUUACAGACCCAAUCUUAGUGCCAGAUGUUGGUUUUUCUGUGGGACUUCAAAACCUUGAAGAUCAAUCAGUGAGACAUCUAAAUAAAGGCUAAUUUUGUGCUUUUUGAGGACCUGCCUUUGAGGACUGAAGUCUCAGUCCCACCCAGCGUUUCUCAGCUCAUUGUCACCACAUCCAGUGAAGUGACAGAACUGAACAAUGAAUGAUCUGCUCAUUGCAGCCCCAACACACAAAGAAACGCAAGAGGCUCCUGACAGAUGAUUGCAGAAGUUGAAAAUGCAGGAAGUCUCUACAUCAGAAGUCCAAGAAAUAUCACCUUGGAAAUACUUGGGAUGGAGAAUCACAGAGCAAACAAUUGGGCCACAGAAUAAACAACUCAGAACCAAUGUCAACAAUUUCCAGGAUUUACAGUGGCUUUUAGGAGAAAUCUGCUGCUUCAAGCCAAUUUUGGGCAAGUUCACCAGUGAUGAACUUGCACGACUUUUCAACUUAUUGAGAGGAGACUGCAAGAUUAAAUCGCCCACAACCCUCACAGCUGAGGCCCUUCAACAAAGACAAGCACAUGGUUAUGCAAUGUCACAACCAUUUCUUCCUGCAGUGUUAGGAGAAAAAAUGCAAUUGUAUGGUCUCAUAUUUCAAUGGGACACCUCAAAGAGAGAUCCUUUGCUGAUAGUCAGAUGGAUUUUCUUAUCCUACAGAUCUUCAAAACCAAUUUUUACAAGGUUAGAGAUGACAGCUCAGAUCAUAAUCAGAGCCAGAGUGAGAUUGCUGACAAUGGCAGGUAAAUAUUCCACCUUUGGUUCAGGGAUCAGGAUGAACACCCAGCUGUGAGGGCUGGAGAAGCAGAGAGAGCCAGAGCUGUGCUUGCACCAUUCUUUGGGCGACCUUCCUCUUUCUUCAGGGCUGAGCUGAACUCCACCUCAACUUCUCCAAAAGCAAAGAAAAGGCACAGGAGGAGCAUGGGAUGGGUCAAGACAGCAGUAUUCCCAGGAGAACCUGCAGCAGGCUUGGAGAACACAGCCAUGCAUUCACUCUCUGAUUUCCAGUAUCAAUUCAGCUUUUAAAAAAAAACAGUAUUCCAGUCCCUCAGUUUGCUCUGCUCUUGGGUAAUUAUUUAGGUCAGGAAACAUUUGACUCCAGGAAAUCUCUUUGCUGAUUUUAGAUGCUUCAUCUCCAGUUCUAUUAGAGCAGAGGUGAAUUGUCCAGGCUUCUGUAAACAUGAUUCUAAUAAGUUAUUUAUUAAUUAGGCAUUCAACCCAUCUGUCACAAUGUCAUAUGGUUGUUGUAAGGAAUAAUUUUGUCUAUUCUGACUUUCUUAUCAGCUUUGCUUGUAAAAGUAA
Passer domesticus (house sparrow) is the source of this 4110-nucleotide messenger RNA. Its product is annotated as vasoactive intestinal polypeptide receptor-like. The coding region runs from base 32 to 1351 and encodes 439 amino acids. Gene Ontology annotation, cellular component: plasma membrane. Gene Ontology annotation, biological process: adenylate cyclase-modulating G protein-coupled receptor signaling pathway; cell surface receptor signaling pathway. The record is from RefSeq and is a predicted model, not a curated record. The transcript is spliced from 13 exons. Gene Ontology annotation, molecular function: G protein-coupled peptide receptor activity; peptide hormone binding; vasoactive intestinal polypeptide receptor activity. NCBI's taxonomy places the organism in Eukaryota, Metazoa, Chordata, Aves, Passeriformes, Passeridae.